Scomber japonicus (chub mackerel) is the source of this 728-nucleotide messenger RNA. RefSeq names its product GTPase IMAP family member GIMD1-like. The record is from RefSeq and is a predicted model, not a curated record. Gene Ontology annotation, molecular function: GTP binding. The transcript is spliced from 4 exons. The coding region runs from base 33 to 728 and encodes 231 amino acids. NCBI's taxonomy places the organism in Eukaryota, Metazoa, Chordata, Actinopteri, Scombriformes, Scombridae.
UGUCUCUGUUCACGUCUGUUCAGGUAAAGCAGAUGGAUCCAAGCACAGGACACGGUUACCAUGGAAACGACCUCUUCAGCAUCCUCAGCAGCAGCAGCAGCAGCAGCGAGAGGGAGGUGCUGACGCUGAACGUGCUGUUGCUAGGCGACAGACAGAGUGGGAGGAGCUCUGUGGGGAACGCUCUGAUUGGUGGACAGGAAUUCCAAACGGGUACCUGUGUUUCUGGCGUUUCCAUGACAACGGAGUGCCAGCUCCUCAGACGAAAUUUCCCGGGGUAUUUCCGGAGGCAGGGGGCGGAGUCCGACCUCACGCUGAGGGUGAUAGACACGCCCCCUCCGAUGCCCCGCCCACAGAGCGUGCACGAGCUUUGUCCCGAGGGCGUGCACGUGGUGGUGCUCGUACUGAGAGCCGACCUGCCGCACCUGAACACACACCUGGAGGAACGCCUGGAGACCCUCUUCGGUCCAGAGUGGCGUCUCCACACCUUGCUCGUCCUCACACACGCUGACCACCUGAAGGAGGCGGAGCUUCAACCAGCGGUCUACUUAACCCAGGCCACUGAUUCGCUGAGAGCUCUGGCCGAGGAGGUAGUGGGCGGGGUCUUAUUCUUGGACAACAGCUGUGAUUGGCCGUCGAUCAGAGGGCGACCGCUGAGAGAUCGGCUGCUCCGCCUCUCGGCCAGGAACCAUCACACAGCUCUGACGGUCAGGACGGAGGUCUCACUUUGA